Messenger RNA from Colletotrichum destructivum, 2923 nucleotides. Its product is annotated as Putative phosphatidylinositol 3-/4-kinase, catalytic domain, FATC domain-containing protein. The record is from RefSeq and is a predicted model, not a curated record. Gene Ontology annotation, biological process: protein phosphorylation; telomere maintenance; DNA damage checkpoint signaling. The transcript has 2 exons. Gene Ontology annotation, cellular component: nucleus. Lineage: Eukaryota; Fungi; Ascomycota; Sordariomycetes; Glomerellales; Glomerellaceae. The coding region runs from base 49 to 2736 and encodes 895 amino acids. Gene Ontology annotation, molecular function: protein binding; protein serine/threonine kinase activity.
GAAAGGAAGCUGACGAGUUUAGACGUGCUGCUCAACUACGUCGAAGGUAUGCAGACGGAUCCUUCGACAGAGAACAAGAUUGUUCCCUACGCCGUCGAGGCAGCUUGGGCCACGCGGAGAUGGGACUCGUUGUCCAAGUACACCAGUCGGUUCCACGGCAGCCCUCUGGAAGACUUCAACGUCAGCGUCGCGAAGCUGUUCAACACGCUGCAGCAAAGGGGCGCCUCCAGCGAUACGUUUCCCCAAUUGCUGCAAAGCAUGAGAGCGAAGAUUGCCUCCGCCAUGACUCACUCAGCGACCUCGUCACUACAGGCCUGCCAUGACUUGAGACUCAGAUGCCAUGUGCUCACCGACCUGGAAAUCAUUGCCGGAGCUCCACCCUCGGAAGGGGAAGCCCACCAAGAAGUGCUGACAAUGCUGAAUCGCCGCCUCGAGGUCCUCGGUGCGUAUGUCAGCGACAAGCAAUAUUUGCUGGGCAUUCGCAGAGCAGCCAUGGAGCUUUCACGUCCCAAGUUCUCUGACCUGGAUAUCUCGUCCCUAUGGCUUUCGAGCGCUCGCCUGGCCAGGAAGGCCAAUUCCACCCACCAGUCAUUCAAUGCCGUGCUCCAUGCCUCUCAACUGGGCGAUGGUGCCGCAGUUAUCGAGAAUGCCCGGCUGCUGUGGAAAGACGGCCAUACCCGCAAGGCCAUCCAGGUUCUGCAGGGUGCUAUCGAGUCCAACAACUUCAUGACGCAAACCAACAGUUCCUCCUCCAUCCGCGGCAUGGAUGCCCAGCAGAGACAGCUGACGGCCAGGGCGCAGUUGAUGCUGGCCAAGUGGCUUGAUGCCGCCGGACAGACGAACCACGCCACUCUGCGUGAAAAGUACCAGCAACCGCCGAAGACGGCGGCGAGCUGGGAAAAGGGACACUACUAUCUGGGGCGGUACUACAAAAAGGUGCUGGAGUCGGAAAAGACGCUGAAGCCGGACGAGCAAAGCGAUCCCUGCAUCCAGGGCGAAUACACCAGGCUCAUCAUCGAAAACUACCUCCGAUCGCUGAACUACGGCACCAAAUACCUCUACCAGACGUUGCCGAGAAUCCUCACGCUGUGGCUCGAGUUCGGAGCCCAGGUCGACAAGGCCCCCGAAGGCAAGAUUUCGCUGUCCCGCGAACUCCAUAGGAGGCGAACGGAGCAGCUGAACCUCCUUCACCAGUUCCUUGACAAGUACAUCAUCCGGCUGCCGGCGUACAUCUUUUACACGGCGCUCCCGCAGAUCGUGGCGAGAAUAGCGCACCACAACGCCGGCGUGUACGAGAGGCUGGUGCACAUAGUCGUCAAGGUUGUGGAGUCCCACCCCCGGCAGGCUCUCUGGAGUCUGUUUGGCAUCAUGACAACGAGGCAAGCGUCAGAGCGCAAGGCACGAGGCCAGCAGAUCCUGCAGACGCUCAGGGGAGCGACCCGGAAGGUAGAUGGGGGCAGUUUCGAUCUCAGAACGCUCCUGAGGAUGGGCGAGAAGCUUGCUGAGCAGUUGUUGCUGGCGUGCAAUAACGGGGAUUUCCAGAGCAACAGGACGACGGUGGCGAGCAUCACGCGGGACCUGAACUUCAACCACAAAUGCACGCCAUGCCCGCUGGUGGUGCCGAUCGAGUCGUGCCUGACGGCCGCGUUGCCGACGUUGACGGACAAUGUCAAGAAGCACAAGGCAUUCGCACGCGACGUCAUCACGAUCGACUCGUUCCUGGACGAAGUGCUGGUGCUCGGGUCGCUGGCCAAGCCGCGACGAUUGACGGCGCGCGGAACAGACGGCAAGAACUACAUGCUCAUGAUCAAGCCGAAGGACGAUCUGCGCACCGACCAGCGGCUGAUGGAGUUUAACAGCAUGAUCAACAGGUCGUUGAAGCGGGACCCCGAGGCCAGCAGGCGUCAGCUGUACAUCAGGACGUACGCGGUGGUGCCGCUGAACGAAGAGUGCGGCAUCAUCGAGUGGGUGGACGGACUCAAGACGCUGCGCGAGAUCCUUCUGGACCAGUAUAAGACGCGCUCGGUGCACCCGGAUUACAACCAGAUCAAGCGGAUGAUGACGGAGGCUGUGACGGGGCCGAACAACAUCAAGAUGUUCACCGAGGGGGUGCUGGGGACGUUCCCGCCAGUGCUACAACACUGGUUCGUGCAGCGUUUCCCGCACCCUUCGACGUGGUUCUCGGCCCGGCUCAAGUACACACGGUCCUGCGCGGUCAUGUCGAUGGUGGGCACGAUCCUGGGACUGGGCGACCGGCACGGGGAGAACGUGCUCCUAGAGCGCGACAACGGUGGCAUCUUCCACGUGGACUUCAACUGCCUCUUCGACAAGGGCCUGACGUUUGCGCAGCCGGAGAAGGUGCCGUUCCGGCUGACGCACAAUAUGGUGGCGGCGAUGGGGAUCUACGGGUACGAAGGGCCGUUCCGGCACUGCAGCGAGCUGACGCUGGGGAUCCUCCGGCAGCAGGAGGAGACGCUGAUGACGAUCCUCGAGGCUUUCAUUUACGACCCGACGCUGGACUUACAAAAGGAGAAGAAGACAAGCCGACGGCAGGACGGGGCGCCGCGGAUGCAGCCGCAGCUCGUGGUGGACAGCAUCAAGCGCAAGGUCAAGGGGUUGAUGGGGCACGACACGAUCCCGCUCGGUGUAGAGGGGCAGGUGGAGGAGCUGAUCAAGCAGGCCGUGGACCCAAGGAACCUCGCGGCCAUGUACAUUGGUUGGUGUCCGUUCUUGUAAGAGAGUGUCUUGGGUUGGUGGAUGUGGGUUGGAACGGAAUAUGAAUGUAUUUUGUCAUGGAAUGGCGUCGUGAGAUGAUGAUGACCACCAAUGAAGGGGGGGUAAAGACUUUACGACGUAGUGCUGGCGUAUUCUACUGUAUGAUAUGUUGAGUGUGCACUCACUCUCCUUUUUGUAUCCAUGGACU